Molecule: messenger RNA, 1005 nt
Organism: Bradysia coprophila
Lineage: Eukaryota; Metazoa; Arthropoda; Insecta; Diptera; Sciaridae
Molecular function (GO): oxidoreductase activity
Source: RefSeq, a predicted model, not a curated record
UCAGCAUAUUCGAGAGGCAGUCGCAAUUUGAAGUGUAAUAUAGAAGCAAUAUCGUCGCUGUGCACUAUAACUUUGUGUUAUUUAACGCGAGUCUUUUAGUUUGGUUUGAAAAAGUUUUUACUAGUUUGUCCAUUACGUCCAACAGUAUUUUCCGGGAAAUCGAUACCGUUCCAGAAGAUUCGUACUUAAUACUGAACUGACUAUUAAAAGAUUUGUCAACGCAGAACGAAUUAAUUUAGCUAAAAUGAAGAUCGAAAUAUGGUCGGACAUUGCAUGCCCGUUCUGCUACAUUGGAAAACGUCGUUUCGAAAGUGCCUUAAGCAAAUUUGAACAUCGCAAUCAGGUCGAAAUCAAAUGGAAAAGUUUUGAAUUGAAUGCGGACAUUCCGAGACGAACGACAACCACUGUGCUUGAAUUUCUGACCGCCCAUAAGGGUAUUUCAUCCGAUCAAGCGAAAGGCCUUUUCAAGCAUGUCACUCAAACGGCUGCAAAGGACGGCCUAAAGUUUAACUUCGAUAUCGGUCUUCAUGGCAACACAUUCGAUGGUCAUCGGUUGGUACAUUAUGCCACAGAGAAUGGUUGCGGCGAUGCAAUGAAAGAACGUCUCUUUUCGGGAUACUUUGUGCGAGGAGAAUCGGUCGCUGACAUUGACACACUCGUCUCGAUGGCAACGGAUGUCGGGCUGGAUGCAGAAAAGACCCGCGAAAUGCUGCAAUCCGACAAAUUUAGCGACGAGGUCAGAAUGGACGAAGCACAAGCGAGGAAGCUGGGAAUCCAUGGGGUUCCAUUCUUUCGGAUAGAUGAAAAACACGAAAUGUCUGGUAUUCAGGCACCCGAAGGUUUUCUGCAAGUACUUAACAAAGCUUGGAAUUCCACCGAAGGUGCGAAGAGUUCUACGGCAGGAGUGGCCUGUAAUGAGGAUGGUUGCGUUCGUCGUUAAAGAAAAUUCGUCCGUAUGAAAAUGACCGUCAAAGAAGUGAAAUAAAAAUUGAUUUUUGAAAUGUG